Symbiodinium sp. CCMP2456 is the source of this 2679-nucleotide messenger RNA. The record is from the annotation of a GenBank genome assembly. NCBI's taxonomy places the organism in Eukaryota, Dinophyceae, Suessiales, Symbiodiniaceae.
AUGGCUGCCGAUUCUGAGGCGCCCACAGAGAUUUUUCGCAAGGACUACCUGGCCCCGAACUACUGGAUCCGAGAGGUUGAGCUAACGGUUCGGAUCUUCGAAGGUCGAACGGAGGUAGCGUCCAAGCUCCGGCUCGAACCCCGCGAGGGGGCGCCUGGGAAGGAGUUGACUUUGGACGGCGAGGACCUGAAGGUGAAGAGCGUGGCCGUGAACGGCACGGCGCUGAAGGAAGGCGAUGGUUACACGGUGGAAGGGGAGAAGAUGACCGUGGCAGGCAAGGCUUUUGAAGGAAAGAGUGGAGGAGGGUACGCUGGAGGUGACUCUAAAGGCCUCUGGCUGGAGAUCGAGGUGGAGAUUGAGCCAGAGAAGAACACUCAGCUCUCGGGCCUAUACUACAGUGGGAGCAUGUACUGCUCUCAGAUGGAAGCCGAAGGCUUCCGGCGCUUCACCUACUUCCUGGACCGCCCGGACGUCAUGGCCAAGUUCACCUCCGUACGACUGGAAGCCGAUGAGAAGACAUGCCCAAUCUUGUUGAGCAACGGCAACCGCACCGAUGCUGGAAAGCUCGAAGGAGGCCGGCACUUUGCGGUGUGGUCUGACCCCUUCGCCAAGCCUUCGUACCUCUUCGCGGUAGUGGCCGGCGACCUCGCCUCCAUCACAGACAAGUUCACCACCAAGUCAGGCAGGGAUGUUCAUCUCGAGAUCUUUGCCGCGAAAGAGGAAAAGGACCAGCUUUGGCACGCCAUGAGGUCCCUUCAGCGAUCGAUGAAGUGGGACGAGGAUCGCUUCGGCCUUGAGUACGACCUUGACAUCUACAACAUCGUGGCCGUCAAGGACUUCAACAUGGGCGCCAUGGAGAACAAGAGCCUGAAUGUCUUCAACACCUCGCUGACCUUGGCACGGGAAGACACCGCCACGGACGACGACUACGAGCGGAUCGAAGGCGUCAUCGGCCACGAGUAUUUCCACAACUGGACGGGCAACCGAGUCACCUGCCGCGACUGGUUUCAGCUCACCCUGAAGGAGGGUCUGACGGUGUACCGCGACCAGGAGUUCUCCGCGGACAUGGGCUCCCGGGCUCGCAAGCGCAUCGAGGACGUGAGGAUCCUGCGGGCGGCACAGUUCCCCGAGGAUUCCUCGCCGAUGGCGCACCCCAUCCGCCCCGAGAAGUGUGCGGCCAUUGACAACUUCUACACGGCCACGGUCUACAACAAGGGAGCUGAGGUCAUCCGCAUGUACGAGACGCUCUUGGGCCGGGAUGGCUUCCGAAAGGGGAUGGACUUGUAUUUCGAGCGCCACGACGGAAAUGCCGUGACUUGUGACGACUUCCGCGGGGCGAUGCAGGAUGCCAAUGGCCGGGACCUGAAGCAGUUCGAGAACUGGUACCUGCAGGCAGGCACCCCGACGCUGACGGCCAAGGAUUCCUGGGACGCGGAGAAAGGGACCUACACGCUGACCCUGAAGCAGAAGGUCCCGGACACACCCGGCCAGACGGACAAGAAGCCCAUGCACAUCCCGGUGAAGGUGGGGCUCUUGGACCCAGAGUCUGGAAAGGAGAUCCUCGGCGACACAGUGGUGGAGCUGACAGAGGAGUCGCAGACCUUCGAGUUGAAGCCGUCGGAGGCUCCGAAGGAGAAGCCGGUGCCUUCCCUGCUGCGCGGCUUCUCUGCCCCGGUGAACCUCGAGUAUGACUACAACGACACGAGCCUUUCCCUGCUGGCGGGCUUCGACACCGAUGCUUUCAACCGAUGGGAGGCGACCCAGCGUCUGGGCACCAAGGCGGUGCUGGAUGCCCUGGCAGCUGAAGACCUGGAGUCCUUCAGGCCAGAUGCCACCUUCAUGGACGCCAUGCGGAACACGCUGGCAGACCGAGCCACCGAGGACCUGGCUCUGCUGGCGUAUUCCCUGAUCCUGCCGGCAGAGUCCACGCUGAUGCAGAUCGCCACGCCGCCGAUCGACCCGACGAAGCUGCACAACGCUCGGAACCACGUCCGAAACGUCAUCGCCAAAGAGCUGGACGCAGAGAUCCGGGAGCGCUACGCCGAAGUCACGCCCAAGGACGACGAGCCCUAUGUGGUGGACGGCCCAAGCGCCAGCAAGAGGCGGCUCCGCAAUGUGCUGCUAGGGUAUCUCUCCACUUCAGGCAACGCUGCCGCCGCAGAGCUUUGCGGGAAGCACUUCACCACCGCCAAGGGGAUGACGGACAAGUUGGCAGCCUUCUCCUGCCUCACUGGCAUGCCAGAGAGCCCUGAGGCCAAAGCAGCCAUCGAGAAGUUCCUGGCCGACGCCAAGGGCGAUGCCAAUGUCAUCGACAAGUGGUUCGCCUCGCAGGCCAGGGCUGACGUGGACGACCUGCUGCCGCGCGUGCGCAAGCUGAUGGAGCACCCGGAGUUCUCUUUGAAGAACCCAAAUCGGCUCCGUUCCCUCGUCAGCGUCUUCCUGACCACGCCGCAGUUUCAUGCACCGGAUGGCUCGGGCUACGACUUUGCAUUGGAGAUGAUCCCCAAGGUCGAUGCCCUGAACCCGCAGGUCAGCGCGCGAAUGGCCAACAUGGCCUUCAGGAUUUGGCGACGGCUUGAUGAGAAGCGUCAGGAGAUGAUCCUGGAACGGUUAGGGAAGCUGAUGAAGGCGGGGCUCUCCAAAGAUGCCGCCGAGAUCGUGUCCAAGAUGCGAGCGUGA